This is a messenger RNA of Suillus paluster, 744 nucleotides long. RefSeq lists its product as uncharacterized. NCBI's taxonomy places the organism in Eukaryota, Fungi, Basidiomycota, Agaricomycetes, Boletales, Suillaceae. The annotation marks the transcript as partial. The record is from RefSeq and is a predicted model, not a curated record. The transcript is spliced from 6 exons.
ACAGUGACUCCUCAACUUCGAGCAGCGAGUUCAUCAGAAGACUCAAAGAUUCCUAAACCUGCCAGUGAACCUGGGCGUCCGGGGCGUGGGGGUUACACACUUCGUGAAGCUUUAGAUUGGAAUCCAAAGGCAUACGACAAAAUUCAAGUAUUGCAAAUUAACUCGCGAAUUCCUAGAGGUCUAUGCAUAGUCUCAUCGACAACCACCUUGACACGACAAAAUGCGCUUCUGCCCAAAGUCCUGCGCUAUUGGAAGUCGCAGCUCGACAACUUCCCAGACCUUGACAAUUAUAACAACUUGUGGCCAGUCAACGAUUUGAUCAUGACACGCCUGAAAUACACGUCUGGACGCGCGAGACGAAAGGUGGGAGAAAUGGCUGUAGGCAAGAGCAAGAGCAAGGCCAGGAACUGGCAUUCAAAGAUUAGUAGCCACGAGUUUUACGCGCAUCAGGGAGAGCGAAACUACAUCAUGCAAGUCGUCUGCGAAGCUACCCAGAACCCUCAAGACGCGCAUCAGGGAGAGCGAAACUACAUCAUGCAAGUCAUCUGCGAAGCUACCCAGAAACCCGUCAGUAUCAGUUCAAGCCGGUGCUUUCGAAUGUUUAGUCAAGAUCAUUGUGGCACUGUACUACGACAAUAUGGCUUUCUAUAUGGAACGGAUCUUGUUUGGCAUAUAUCUGCAGUCCAGCUGAGAAACUCGCUAACCGACAAUUGGUACGAGUACUCAGGGGUUUCACAAGAGUAA